Messenger RNA from Motacilla alba alba, 6606 nucleotides. RefSeq names its product low density lipoprotein receptor class A domain containing 1 (gene LDLRAD1). Gene Ontology annotation, molecular function: protein binding. The record is from RefSeq and is a predicted model, not a curated record. The transcript has 6 exons. Lineage: Eukaryota; Metazoa; Chordata; Aves; Passeriformes; Motacillidae. The coding region runs from base 3420 to 4058 and encodes 212 amino acids.
CCUCUUCAUGCUGAACUCUUCAGUGGGACAGCCCAGAGAUUCGGGUGCCAGCAGCCUUGUCCCCUGUGUAGGUGUCACUGCAGAGGCCUCGCUGUGAGAAGGGACAGGUGGUGUUUGGGGACGCUGCUCCCUGGGCAGGGACAGGAGCUGCCUGUCAGUGACGCUGCAGCCGCGUUUCUGCUGGCAAGGCAAAGCCCAGCACGGCCCCGCUCUGCUGGGGCUGCCAGAGCUCAGAUGGGAUCCGUGCAGCCCUGUCAGGAAUCACUGCCACUGCUGGCUUUACUUCAGGGAUUAGUGCCCAUCUUAGCACUGAUUUCCAGAAGAGACUGCAGCAAUGCCUGUUUUUCUAACUGAAUAGCUUCUGGAAAUGUUUGCAAGUCUGUUUAAAUGUUUUCCUUUACCGUUACACGUGGUUGCAGUGGGAGCAGCUCUGUGCACACGUGGCUCUUUGCCUGUUCCAGCGUGGACAGUACAACCUCUGUUAGGCUGAUGGCUUGAUUUCACAAAACUUUCUCUUCAAAACUCUAUUGCUUACAGCCCUGGGCUCGAGUUAAGCAAACAACUUGUGCUUUCAUUGGGUGUUUUGUCUUUUGUUUGCUGUUUAAUGGCAUUUCAGCUGAGUGAUCCGUGCAGUGCAGCCAGUGAUUCAGCAAUGUGCUCUUGGGUCACAGAGAGCUCUGUGCCUGUGGCACUCUGGCACUUGGCACUGCUGUAUCCAGAGCGAGCCAGAGCCUGAGGAAUUUGGUGAGUGUUGUACUUGUAAACUUGUCAAAAGAUCUUCCCUCAGUAAAAUCAGAUAAUAGCAAGUAAUUGAACUGUUUCUAAGAUCUCUGCUCUAAAUGGACUCUUUAAGCUGUCUUGGCAUUUGGCUUUGCAAAAUGUCAUUUCCUAUUCAUUUUUGUUAAAUGUUUGACUUACUGACAUCUCCCUUUUCAGAGGCUGCAAUUUGGGUUUGAUGUCUGAUCAAAACCACUGUUUAAAUGAAGGGCCUUAAAUUAUUGAAAUUGCAGCAGGAAAGCAUUUUAUAUUCUCUUUAGGCACGUGUUCAACUGAACCUGUAUCGGGUUUAGAAUGGAAUCAUCUGGACACAAAUGAGGUGACCCUCUUAAGUGUGUGCAAUUCACUGCUGGCAGAAAUAGCCCAGGUACAUUUGGGGGAAUUUGGAGGGGUUUUAGGUGCUAGAAUUAACAAUAACCAUCUAUCAUACUGGGUACCUUGAUAUUUGUUGCAUUCUCAGCUUUUCUGAUAUUUGAAAUUUUUAAAAUUAUUUUUUUAUACUUCAGAAGAGCUUGCUUAUCUUUCUUACAUUGCUGUCAUGAACUCAUUUUUCUGAACUCUAAGCAGUCUUUGAUGUGGGGUAACUGCUCCAAAAUCCAGCUGCCUGGUUGGCUACAGCUGAGCUGGAUAAUCCUGGAGCAGGAAACAGACGGUGGUAGAUGUCAGGUUGUAGAAUCACUGAGUUUUUUAGCUUGGAAAAGACCUCCAAAAAUGAGUCCAACCAUUUCCCCAGUACUGCCAAUGCCACCAGUAACCCAUGUCCCCAAAUGCCACAUCCACACGGCUCUAGGGGUAUUUACUGCACCACUGCCCUGAUCCAAUGCCUGACAACUCUUCCAGUGAAUAAUUUUUCUGCUAUCCAAUCUAAACCUCUCUGGUGCAAUUUGAGGCUGUUUCCUCUAGUCCUGUUGCUUGUUAUUUGGGAGGAGAAGAGCCUGAGCCCACCUGGCUUCAUCCUCUUUUCAGGGAGUUGCAGAGAGUGAGAAGGUCCCUCCUGAGCCUCCUUUUCUCCAGGCUGAGUCCCCCCAGCUCCCUCAGCUGUUUCUCAUCACACCUGUGCUCCAGAGCCUUCCCCAGCUCUGUUGUCCCCCUCUGGACAUCUCUUACAGACAUUUGUCCCCAAGGGUGGGUUGACUCCCAUUUUAAACUCUUCACUGUAGAUUGUUUUGCAGGGUACGCACAGCUGUCCUGCUUCACCUGGCUCUUACACAGGGCUCUUAGCAAACUCCCAACCACCUAAUAAGCUUUAUGAAGGCUCAAAAUAGUCCUGAAUCAAGUCUGAUUAGAGACUGAGACUUCCUCUUUAAAGAGCAAGGGAUCCAGAACUCAAGAUCUGCUUAGUCUGACAUUUUUUCCACAGUGCAGCAGCUGCCCAGACUUGCAGACUGUCUGCCACUUGGCAUUGGAUGUUUUCACCCAAAAUCCUUUGUGAAACAGGAGAGUUUUCUAGCACCACCUUUAGCAGUGAUGUAUUCCUGUGAGAAGCUUCUGGUUUGGACUAAUUGCUGCUGCUGCACGGAAGGAGGAGCUCCUACAAGGCUGUGUUUAAUUCUGGCUGCUCUGUGAGGACAGGGCUGGAGAUGCCCUGGCCAUGAAGAGUGUAUUAACUCACUACAACUGGGGGUGGGUUUUGUGUGGGGAUGCAGAGGGAAAUUGGAGCCGUAGUUGUUCCUCCAUGCCAAGCAUUACCUGGUGCUUUGAAUCAGCUCAAGGCAGUGCCAGCUCAGAGCCAAUCUGGCUGCCAACCUCUCUUCCACAGCCCUGGUGAGAUUGAGAUUGUCUUCUUUGGAGAGGAGUCAUGGCCUGUGGGGUGGCAACAAUUUGGAAGCACUUGAGUCCUGUGGACCUUCUUGCAAGAACAACCCAGGCUCCUCAAAAACUUUGUGCUUUUUUCCCCAUGGAAACCUGCCUGCUCAUGAAAUUUCAUCCUUGAAGCUGUAAAACUCCUCUCUGUGGGAGCUGCGCUGAGACCUGCAGCCAGUUUGGAAGGCUCCAAUGUAUUUGUAAGCUCAUGUUUGCUGCAGGCUGAGCUGCUAAGCCUUCCUGCGGGCCUGGAAAUUCAAGCACUCAAGUAAAAAAGGACCCUGGAGGAUUUCCUGUGCCUGUGCUCAUUGCCCAAGCAAGGAAGCUGCUCCAGAUGGUUGUGCCCUGCACGGCUCUCCUGAGAUCUCAUCAUCUGGCAGGAGCCUGGGGUGGUGCUGCCACAAGGGCAGUGUGCCAGCUCUGUCCUGGGAAGGAGCUGUGGACACAGGAGACUUUCAUGAAGAUGAGACUUUCAUUUCCCUGAAGCUUUAAAUGUGAAGGAGUUUUCCACGACCAGCACGGGGUAAAUGCAGUCAGCAUGAGCUAGAGGUCAGUGCCUGUCUUCCAACCUGGCAGCAGGGCUCCAGCUCCCUAAAUCUCUGUUUACUCUGAGUUGUCUAAUGCCCUGUUGUGAAACCACGUUGGAGGCAAGAAGAAUGAGAGAGUUUGCUGUUGGCUUUCACUGGGGGCUGGAGCAGAGGCUCAGCACUGCCCUGCCAGUCCCUCCUGUGUGUGAGGUGCUCUCCUUGCUCUCCUGCCUCUGUUGGGUUUGUAUCCUGGUAACUUGGCUUGUGCUCAGGUGCUGAGAACUCCCUGCGGUCCCUGGAGCUCUGGGAAGCAUGAACAAAACUCAUCCCCAGAGAAACGGUGCUGUAGCUACUUUUGGUUCAACAGAGUCCACUGGAGCAAGAGGCUGCUGCCAUCCCUGUGGUGCCCGCUGCCAUCCCCGUGGUGCCCGCCCUGGCUGCACACAGAGACACCUCUGCAUCUCUGCCCUGGCACUGCUCGUCCUCGCCGCCGUGGCCUCGGGGGUGGCAGCCCUGGCACUCCUGCCACGGGCACCAGUGAACCGCCUCUGCACAGCCCCGAAUAACAGGACAGGCUUCCUGUGUGACGACAGAGUGACUUGUGUCCCAGCCAGCUGGGUCUGUGACAGAGUCAGCAACUGCAGGAAUGGAGAGGAUGAGCAGGAGCAGCUCUGUGAUGACUUGCCCCACAGCCUCCCAGGAUACCUGGUUUUCUACUGCAGCAACCCCAGAUCCUGGGUUUAUGCUGACCAGAGGUGUAACGGGAUGAACGACUGCGGGGACUGCUCUGACGAGACCUGGAGUGUGGCUGCCUGCCCCCCGUGCGGGCAGGAGUGGUGGAGCUGCAGCCCUGUGCACUUCCAGUUCUGCUCCUGCAUCCCCAGGAGGCUGUGCCGGGAUGGCAUCCAGCACUGCCUGGGCUGGUCCGACGAGUUCCUCUGCACAGCCUGAAGCCUGGCACCUGGCCCUGCUGGGGACAGCAGGGUGCUUCCCACACGUCACCCUGGAGCCUCGGGGUCCUGUCCUGCCACCUGCUUGGGAAGCUCCAGCCCGAGCAAAUCCUCCCCAGCAGCGCAGUGACACCGAGCAGGGCCUGUGGAUGCUGGCUGUGGGACAGCUGCCAGGAGGCCGUGCCACGUCAAGGUGACACUUCCUUCAUGGGCAGCAGUGCCUCGAUGCUGGGCUGGAGAGGCUUCAGCAGCCAUGGCUGGCACAGCCCUGGGCCUGGGGUUCCUCCUCUGUGCACAUCCUGGCGCCUCUGCAGGCAGCCACGCUGAGCUGCCCCGAGGAGCAGGAGCUGAGCGAGGUGAGGUGAACACACCCUCAUAGUCCUGAUCUUCACUGGCAGGAGGAGAAGCUUCUAUUUGUGUUCAGAACACAUCUGCAGGUGUUUUUAGCAGUGACUUUGAGGGCUGUGUGCUGAUGCUCCUGGGACACUUCCUUGGGAAUGCUGUGCUGGGAGUGACACCGUGGGGAGCUGCUGCUCAGGACACCUCCUGCUCUCUUCUCAAAUCGUGAAGGCCAAUGCAGAGAGUGUAAUGGCAUGGAAAACUGGAGAACUUUCAGGUUUUGGGGGAUAAAUCAUGUCCCUGUGACAGAGUAGCUGUCCCUGAGAGCCAGGGCAGGGAACCAGCAUGUAAAUAACCUGCUCUUCACUCAGGGCUGUGCAGUUUUGCAGCAGCAGGGAGAACAGCCAUGGAGCUGGGAUGGGUCUCGGUGAAGUUGGCAAAGAAAGGAGGAAAAGGAAGUCUCAGCCUUGGAGCAGAGAGCAGCAGAAAAUCAAGUGCUGCUCCCAGGGUGGUGUGGGAUGACAGUGGAUCUGUUUGCUGCUUGUUUUGUUCCUCUGCCAGCAGGGCACAAGCAGGCAGCCAAGGAUAUAGGUGUGGACAUGACACUGAAAUUCAAGAAAGAUGAGGUUCUCUCUGCUCCUUUGAAAAUCUCAUCUGUGUCUAAAACAUUGAGGAAAAACCCACAUUUACAGUGAGUACUCUUACUUUUCUAGGCCCAAAAAAACCCAUGAGGUGAUCUUCCCAAUGGCUCCUCAGGUCAUAGGUAUUUAAAAAUAAACCCCUGUUCACUCGUUUCUUCUCAGUCCUGUGAUCUGCAGCUCUGCCUGUCACUGUAACUCAGAUCAAUGGUGAAUGUUGCUUCUAAUUUGUCACUGAGAUACAGCUGGAAAUCUGAGAGAUCUUUUUAUAAAUAGCUUUACAGUAUUGUGACUCACACUCUGCCUGGAAUGAGAUGGCAAAACUUGGCAUGGGAGAAUGUUAAAGCUGCUUUUGCUCACCUGUCUCUCUCCAGGCCUGGCCAGGGUGCACAGCUUGUUUUCUCUGUGCCUGUAAAAUGUCAUCCCAGGGCAGUAAGGACUGAACUAAUCUGUUAAAAAUACAUAUAGGAACCCUCAUGCUCAGCACAGGGCCCAGGUAAUGAGUUUGGUAAAAUUAGGAUGGGUAAAAAAAUGUGCAUCUCUCCAUGGUCAGAUCAGCAUAUCUCCAAAGGUGGAAGGGGUGGCCAAAAAUUCCAUGGUGGCAAUUGCACCAGAGGCAGCUUGAGGGGGAAGGAUGCACAUCUUCCUCCCCACUGAGCCACUGUUUUGAGUCACAAUUUGUGCCAUAAUUUGUCUCAGCAGAGAGCUGAUGUAGUUGUCAGGGGAAGGUAUUAAUAGCCUUGAGUUUCUGGGAAAAGAAAUUAGGAUUUGACUGCAAGUGUGCCUGUUUUUUGUGUGUGUGUGUAGUCCUUUUCUGAAGACAAUUCAGCAGUAAGGAAAAGACAAAGGGGUUUUGUUCUUUAUGCAGUUCUGAGCUGAAGUUCAUUUUCUUGGCCUCUUCAUGGUUUCCAAGGAUGUGCUGCUUUUCUUGGUGAUGAAUUACGGUAGACAACAGGGAAGAUACCCUCUGAAGAAGCACUAGUAGGGGAAACCUGGAGAAAAUCCUCGGCCUCAUGAGGCCUAAGAGGACAAUGAUGAGCUCUGUGCACCUCAGCCAGUUGGGAUGGAAACACUCAGGGCAGGAAUUCAAUGUUUAACAGUUACCUGCAGCAUUGCAGCUGCACACACCAACACAGAACAGGUCUGAGUGUCCAGGUGAUUUACAGCUGAUCUGCAUAAUUAAUAUUUGAAUUAUAAAUGCCCCUCAGUGUUUUCGGAUGGAGAAGCACCGUUAGUGUAUUGCAGGCAAAAUGAAAAUGGGUUUUAAACCACAGAAUGAUCUCAAAUGCAGUGAAUUUGCUUGUAAGGGAGAAUAUAUUACAACUGCAGAGCAUAAUCUCUACAGUAACCUAAUUCCAGCUCUCAUUUCCUGGGCUAAAACGAGAAAGAAAAGGGACUUGUGUUCCACUUUGUGCUUCUGCAAUGGCUGUUGGCGAGGUGUUACUGCCUCUGCCUCCCUUCCCAGAGGUCUGUGCUUAUCCUUUGUGCUCCCUCCCUCUGCACAGCCCCAUCAGCACAGCCUGGUGCUUUCAGGCUGAGGUUUCUGUUCCAGCAGCACUGUGAACAUCCCAU